Molecule: messenger RNA, 1884 nt
Organism: Pelodiscus sinensis (Chinese soft-shelled turtle)
Lineage: Eukaryota; Metazoa; Chordata; Testudines; Trionychidae
Source: RefSeq, a predicted model, not a curated record
AUGCCCUGUACAGAGUUAACUCAUCGGUUGACCUUCAUGGUUACACAGUGGAUCCGGCAUUUGGUUCUGACUCUUACUUUAACUGAAAAAAAUACAACUAGUGAAUUUAUUGCAGAAGAAAGUAAUGAGAAGUUUUGGCAUUUUCUGGAAACUGUACAGGAAUUAACAAUUUAUAAACAAAGAGAUUCAGAAAUUUCUUAUUACAACUUAAUCUUGAAGAAAGCAGGACAAUUUUUAUCCAGUUUGCAAAUCAAUCUCUUGAAGUUUGCUCUUUCCAUAAGGGCGUACUCACCAACUGUUCAGAUGUUUCAACAGAUUGCAGCUGAUGAAUCCCCACCAGAAGGUUGCAGUGCAUUUGUGGUUAUCCAUGAAAAGCGCACCUGUAAAACUAAUGAAAUUAAGAAACUUCUGAAGAAGGCAGCUGAGAGGUAAAUAUAAAGUAUUGUCUUAUACUUUCCAGCUUCAGCAAGAGUUAAUCAAACUCAUAACAUUACCAGUGCACUCCAUUGGAUCUCUUCAGCCAAUACGCUGAGUCAGUACUUGCUUUCAUUGUACUUUUUCCAGUCAGUACUGUUUUUGUUUUGGACUGCUGGACCUUGGUACCCAGGCGAUGGAGUAGAGAUUCUGACUGCUUUUCACUGAUAUAAUAAACCUUCCUCCCAACCUUGCUAGACGGAAUUCCCUCUGUUUGAGGUCUCCUGUAGUCUGUGCCUGCAGAAACUAGCAUAGCCCCUGGAUGAAUCUAGCCUGUCAGGUAAAUUCUGUAUAUAUCAGAAUUAUGUACUAAAUACAUAUGUACAACUAGCAAGGACAAUCACACUUACAAAAGAUAUAAAGAAAUUAAUGUACGUGGUCUCUAAGAUCUGUAUAGAGAGUUUGGGAAUUUUUUUUUUCUAAUCGUCAAUGCUAUCAUAAGUUUGGGAAGCAGUGCAGAUGAUACCUUCAUUUCUUUUUAGAGGUAAUUAAAACUGAAAGACUCACUUUCAAGACACAUAUCCAGGACUUUAUGUAUAAAAUAUAAAUGACACAAUUUCAGUUAUACACCUAUAAGUAUACCUUUUUGGAUUCUGUUGAUUACAAAAUGCUUUUGAGUUUUACUUACAUGCUUUUUCCCCCUGUGACCACAGCCUCUUGUUGAAUUACAGUAUAUAAUUUGGUUGCUUGCUUGUUGAAUAUCCAUGGUUUCCACCUAACUACUGGGAACUCAAGUGCGUUUCCUGCUUUGAAAACUUUCUUCUAAUUUAAAAGUAUAUAUCAAAAUAUUGUACCUUAAAAAAAAAAAAGUCAGUUAUUUUGCCCAUGCAGUAGGACAUUUUGAGACCUUGACUCUCACCUCCAGCCUUUUUUAUAAACUCUUGGGAAUUAUUCUAACUACUACUGCAAGGUGUUUUCUGCCUAUUCAUAUUUGCAGAGAUACAUCUUUAACACUAAUGAGCUUCAAGAGCCCUCUAGGAAAAUCGUGACCAAAUAACUCAGGAAGCAUGCUCAAGUGCUCAGAUGUAAUGAGUUGAACCAAAAAUAAUCAUGAGACUGACUUAAAAAUCAGGAAAUAGAAAAACAAAUGUGUGAAAUAGUAGAGGGGUGGUGGUGAUUUGCCUUUUCAUUGGGGGGUGUUUAGAGUAUGCUCAAGUCAGAUUAACAAGCUUUCCUCUACACCUAUGAGUGUUAGACAAACACUUUUUAAAGUGAAAUUUGGGAAGUUUUCAUAAUCAGAGGAUUCCAGAAACUGGGGUUUAAGAGAAACAACAAAUGUUAGGAGUCUUGUGAUAAAAUGUGAGUUGGCAAUUGUGGAACAUCUAAUAUAUAAAGGAGAAUGUUUGCAUGUUUGUGCUCUAAUAACUUGGACACUAUGGCUGUGUCUACACUGGGCCACUUAUUCCAGAA